GUUUUUUUUUGUCACACAACUGAUCGGUCGGACAACAAUAAAUUCGAAUAUCGAAAUUUUAAUUUGUGAAAACUUUUUUUUUCAAAUUCGAAUUUCAUCGAAUUAAUUGUCAAAUUAAAUUGAAAAUGACCAAAUUAAAAUUUAAAACAAUGAAUGUUGUAAACAAAUCAUCCGCAAAUGAAUUGGAUCGUUUGGCAUUAGUGGAAAAUAUGUCUUCAACUCAAACUAUACAUAAUCUUCUUAAUGAACUUAAUCAUUAUGGUACAAUGGUUAAUGAAUGUUCUAAGAAAAAAUCUUCGCUCAUCGAAAAGCUUCAAAAUGAAUUUGAUCAAAUUAAUGAAAUAAGUAAAAUUCCAGUAUUAAAUGAAUAUUUUCAAUUACUAUUCAAUCUUGAAUUAUGUCAACAAAAAAUUGAACGAUAUGAAAUGGAAAUAUCAGAUAUUUCAUCCGAAUUGUAUAUGACACAGCUUAUAAUUGUUAAUAUGUUAGAAAUUGAACAACAAACUCAAAUGCUUGCUAAUAGUAAACGAAAUUCGUCAUCCAAAUCAUCUUUAGAUUUUAAGAAAAAUGUGGCCAAAAAAAUCAAUAAAAAAUCGAAACAAAAUUCAAUCUUAAAUAAUGAU
This is a messenger RNA of Dermatophagoides pteronyssinus (European house dust mite), 623 nucleotides long. RefSeq lists its product as uncharacterized. NCBI's taxonomy places the organism in Eukaryota, Metazoa, Arthropoda, Arachnida, Sarcoptiformes, Pyroglyphidae. The record is from RefSeq and is a predicted model, not a curated record.